Motacilla alba alba is the source of this 5052-nucleotide messenger RNA. It is a transcript of the gene MTFMT, whose product is annotated as mitochondrial methionyl-tRNA formyltransferase. Bases 8 to 1105 code for a protein of 365 amino acids. Gene Ontology annotation, cellular component: mitochondrion. Gene Ontology annotation, molecular function: methionyl-tRNA formyltransferase activity. Gene Ontology annotation, biological process: biosynthetic process; conversion of methionyl-tRNA to N-formyl-methionyl-tRNA. The record is from RefSeq and is a predicted model, not a curated record. Lineage: Eukaryota; Metazoa; Chordata; Aves; Passeriformes; Motacillidae. The transcript has 10 exons.
CCCCGCGAUGCGGGCCCGGGUGCUGCGCGCCUGGCGCGGGGCCGUGAGGGCGGCGGGGCCGCCAUGGCGGGUCCUGUUCUUCGGCACCGACCGCUUCGCCGUGACCACCCUGCGAGCCCUGCGGGCCGCCGGGGAGCCCAGCGAGGACUCGCUCGUGUCCCGGCUGGAGGUGGUGACCCUGCCCUCCCGCCUGGCCCGGGACCUGCCCGUGAGGAGCUGUGCCAGGGAGCUCCAGCUGCCUGUGCACGAGUGGCCACACACAGGACCCGUGGGGCAGUUUGAUGUGGGUGUGGUGGCAUCUUUCGGACGUCUUCUAAGCGAGGAGCUCAUUCUGCAGUUCCCGUAUGGCGUGCUGAAUGUCCAUCCCAGCUGUCUGCCACGAUGGCGUGGUCCUGCACCCAUAGUCCACACGGUGCUUCACGGGGAUAAGGUGACUGGGGUGACAAUUAUGGAAAUAAGACCAAAAAGGUUUGAUGUAGGUCCAAUUAUUAAGCAAGAAGAGGUCGCUGUUCCUCCCCGCUGCACGGCGCAGGAGCUGGAAGGGAUGUUGGCAAAGAUGGGUGCAAACAUGCUGUUAGCAGUUUUGAAGAACUUGCCUGAAAGUUUAAAAAAUAAAAAAGAGCAGCCAAAAGAAGGAGUAACAUUUGCUCCUAAAAUCUCUUUGGCGAAGAGUUGUAUAAAAUGGGAAGAGCAAACAGCUGCACAGAUAAUUCAACUGCAUCGUGCAAUAGGAAGUAUGUUUCCUUUGCAGACACUCUGGAAGGGUACUACCAUUAAACUCCUGGAUUUUGUGGAAGUGGAUAAUAUCCCUUGUUUUUCUGAUCAAAUACAAAAUGACUGUGAAGUUGUUCCUGGUUCAGUGCUGUUCCAUAAAAUGUCCCAAACAUUGAUAGCUCGCUGCAAGGAAGGCUGGGUUGGAAUCAAAACAGUUGUUUUGAAGAAGAAGCUUACAGCAGUUGACUUCUACAAUGGAUAUAUGCACUCUUGGUUCCAGCAGAAUCUAAGAACAGUUCAUCAGGAAUGCAGAUUUCAAACACUCAAACUUAGCACGGCAAAAAAGACUCUGAAAGAGAGGGGAAUAUUGGCACAGGAUAUAAAGCAAUAAAUGUAUUUUUUAAUGUCUGUUUUCCAAAACACAUCCUCCUCCAAGAAAUCCAAGCUUAUGAAUCAGAGUCAAAAACUGGAAACAACAGCAAGGUGGAAGUCAGGCUCCUGUAGAGAAUUCCUGUUGUUCCUGACCGCAGACUCUGCAGUUUGUGCUGCAGAAAUUCUAAAUCUGGCAAGUUUGCUUCCAAGAAAAUUAUGUAUUUUUGUGUUUUGCUCCCUGCUACCUUUUGCAAGUGCAAGUUGUGGAGUCACUUUGUUUUUAUUCUGUUCAGAUCAGUCUGGAAACAUUAGUAACCACUUUAUGCCAAUAGAAGGGUGGGUGGGCCAAUGAGUUUUUUGUGGGUUUGUGGGGAUAGUGGGUGGUUUUGAGAGUUUUCUGGGGCUUGCUACCUCAUCGUAUGGCAAAACCCCACUACCACAAUUUAGAGAUAAUUUUAAGCACUAAUGAUUUUUGGUUAUAAUAAUAAUAAUGGUUUUGGAUUUAAGUGUUUUAGUUAACUGGGACUCAACAGUUUCAGGAUCCAACUUUUCAGAUGUUCCAGGUCCUUAGGCAUUGGAAAAUUAGCUCUUGUUCAUUAUAACAUGAGCAAAAUGAACCAUGAGGCAUGACCCCCACAGAAAGAAUACCGUGACAAAAGUUCAGGCAAAAUAGUCCAGGUUAAAGGCUUUUAGCUAACCAAACUGGUAAAUCAAUAGCUUCUUCCUAGCAGUGACAUGAGGAAAAUUCUUUUAACUCCUUUGUGUAUCUCUCAUCCUCAGUUUUAGGUCACGUGUGGUGUGAGACCCAUUGCUGGCAGACAGUAAUCUGGCUCUCACUAAAGCCUAAAGCAGCAGGAAGAGUUUGCCUGUGUUUUUGGGAAGUUCGAGGUGGCAUGUGCCCAGAAUCCCUGUAGAUGGAGCUCGCUGCAUCCCUUUUGGGUGAAAACCAAGGACAGCUGGACAGAAGAUGGUGAAAAUCUGGUACAGAACGCCUUCAGUUAGUUGUUUAAUAGUGGAUAAUGUCUAAACCAUAUUUCAGCCAGGAUCCCAUGUACUUGUAAUUUAAUUUUUUGAUCUGUGCAGAGUUUGCUGUAAGGCUGCUUUUGCUUUCUGUGUGAGAGGUUAUAAAAGAUUAGACCAUUCUGAGUUGUUUAAUAGCUAAUGUCCUAGCUCUGAAUAUACACAGCUUUACCCAAGUCAUUUUAUGGAGCAAAGGAAGGUAAGAUUAAUUUAUUUUUUAUGGAGAAAGUCUUUGGCAUGCUAUUUUUGGCGUGGUAGAGAAGUUUUAAAUGGAAUUGGUGUUCCCCAGGCAGCUGUUAGCCAAAAUGUCUCUUUGGAAACUUUGCUUUCACCUUGCUCUGCAGGGAUUUAACUCAGUAAGUAAUGAAAAUCUGAUUAUUUUUGCAGAACAGACAAAACAAAAAUGGGGCAUUCACUGAUGAGGUGUGGAAUAGCAUGUCAGGGUUGACUCUGGAACACAGACACAGUGAUUCGAUCCCCAGUACUACUGAUGGGGUUGAGUACAGCUACCCUGGCCAUUGGAAUGGGAUCUUAGCAAAAUAAAACAGCUGUCCUCCUCUCAGAGGAGAGAGGGAAAGCAACAGAGGUAUUCACAGACCCAAUGUCCACUAUGGCUCAGUUUAACAUCACUGGGACCAAAUUACUGGCAGAACUGCAAAAUAUUUGGGCACCAGAAGGGCUCUGGUGUUGGAUAGGGAUGAUUUCAUCAUGGAUUUCAAAUAAAUGUUAGUAGAGGGAGUGAUAUUUCCUAGGAUGCUGGUGACUCACAAUUAGAUGCAUCUGUUUCAUGUUCCGCAACCUUACUACUCCCCCUGCUUCCUAGGAAACCUCUUUAUUCCUGUUUUCUGAAUACAUUACAAAUAAAUAAAAAGUAUAAGUGACUAAUCAGAGAAGUACUUGAGCCUUUAUAAAAAGUUGUUUGCAAAAUCCCCCAAUAAUUUGCUGGUUGAGGCCAGACAAGAAUAUCUCUCCUUUUGUUUAUCCUGUCUGCUAGUGUCCUGAUAGCUUCUGGGAAGCAAUAGUUUCCUUCAAAAACAGGAGGGAUAGGUCACUGGAUUUAUCUGCGGAUUGGAAACUGAGCGAUCUUAAUGGGAGAUGCUUUGCCGUUAGCCACAAACCUGCCGAUGUUUAGGAGCCAGGUCUCCUUCUUCAGCCUGUUCCUCAAGGUUGGUGGUCCAAAGGCUAAGGCCAAGGGAGGAGCAGAGUCCCAGCCUUCCCGCAUUCCUCCAGCUGAUGCUCUCUGAUAUGUGGGAGUGUGCACUGGGUUUCAGGCUGCAGAAAGGACACUGCCAUGCACUGACCAUAAACACAAGCUGGAGGAGUCAGAACUGACAUUGAACUGGAGCAUAAAAUUUGUGUGAGUAGCAGAGGCCAGGACCCUGCUGUAGCUUUGCUCCUAUAUAAACUUUUCUUAACGUAUUUGGGAGAGUGGCUCAUCAGUAAUGGUGAAGUGUUAGCACCGAGUGGUUAUGUCAUGGUUGUUUUCUGUUGGUAGUGCUUAAGCACCCGUGUUUGAAACCUCUGUCUUGCUCUGCGUCCAACACAGUCUGCCAGAAGCCUCCUGGGAGAGCUCAGGGACUCAGUGAGUGCACAGAUUAGUUUGUUCCUCCAAGUCAGCGCUAAGCUGCAGAGGGGGACAGUUUGGGGAAACUUGGAGAGCUUCUGGCUGUUCCAGGCUGUAGGGCCGUGACUAUUUCAGGGCUGUUAAACACACAUUUCUCCCCAGAAGGAAGAGCCCUGUAGUCUGCUGUGUUUGACUGGCAAGCCCACAUGCAGCACAGGGAUCAGAUCCUGAGCCUGCUUUCAUCCAUUUAUCUCCUGGGUUUGUCUGUAGAAGUCAUUUGUGUUACUUCACUCUCAAAGUGAUGAAACAAAGUUUGGGAUUUGGCUGUCUGUCUGCAGAGGAGGAGGAGAGCAGAGGGAAGAGACAUUUCUCUGCGCAAGCCAAGAGCUCUGUGGGAAGGUCCAAGCUAAUGCUCCCCACUGGCUGCCUUGGCUCCAGCUCCUGCCAAGCCCUUGCAGCAGACUAGACACAAAAGAAAACACACUGAGUCUAAAUUCAUUGGUAUGAAGAGGAUGUGCCAGAGUAUUCCACAGCUCUUUCUUUUCUGCUUUUCUUUGAUAACUGUCAAUUUGCAUUAAAAAGGGGAUUUCUAAGGGUUUGGUUUUUUUUUACCUGUUAAGGCAUAAUUCAGCCUGUCCUGUGUCAGACCUGAGAACAAGCUUGCUAAACACUAUUGAAAGAUUCCCGAUGCCCUUGAUGGGCAGUGGGUAUGGCAGCAUAGGCCUAGCACUGGCUUCGUAUCCUUAGGAGGGAAUUAGGUAGGAGAGGGAAAUCCGUGUUGGAGCACGUGUUUGAAUUCCAGUUUGCAUCCAAUUGCACUGCCCACCUUUUUAUGAUCUCUCUUGAUGGGAGUUUUGGUGUCAGAGACUUGCUGGUUCGUCUGCACCCCAAAAGUUUAUUUCCAGGGUUUGCCUGUAAACACGAGGUGUCUUCUGUGCUGUGAGGUCCUUGAUUUCACUCUAGGAAGGGUGGGGGGUUGAAAGGACAAUUUAAUAGGUCACUUGGAGAGGGAUCACUGACCCCUUCUGUGGCCAGCUGUACCUUCAGCUAAGAGCAGCUUCUUGCCAGCUCCUUAUGCUCACUGCUGCUGAGUGUGGAGGGAAGCUCAUCUUCUCCCUAUCUCCGCCCAGCACCGCUCUACAUUGCCUGGUUUCCUGUCAUCCUUAAAGCACAAAUUCCCAGCCCUCCUUUCCCUCCAUCUUGUGCCACUCCUUAAUUCAUCCCUGCCCAGACCUGCUGCUCUGAUUCUCCCAGUACCAUUGCUGACUCUCCACAUGUCAAGCUGGGGAGAGAUUCCCUGACUGCAGCAUGCCAUGGCCAAACCCUGGAGCUGCAGGAGAACCAGGCAUCCACAAAACCCCUCACCCAGAUCCAGGCUCAGU